CCCGCCCCGCCCCGCCCCAACGGCUGUCGCCAGCCGCGGCCGGCCACGCCGUUUGACCCUCGGCCGCUUCCGUACCGCGCGUCAGCCGGCGGCAGCGCGUGGCCCAUGGAGCGGAGCGCGGCGGCGGUGCGGCGGCUCCGCGCGCCCGGUGGCGGUGGCGGUGGCGAGCUGCGGGACCCGCAACGGCCGCCGGCGCGGGGCGGCGACGACGAGGACGGCGCUUGUGCCGCGGGCGGGAAGAAGCGGGGCGGGCCGCGGCGGCGGGCGCUGGCCGAGGCGCGGGGGGUGCCGCUGGUGCUGCUGUACCUGCUGGGGCUGCGGGCGCUGGUGCAAGUCUCGCAGCGGCAGCUGCUGAGCCGGCCGGGCCGCGGCGGGGCCCGCGACUUCAGCGCCCUCCGCGCCAGGCGGUAUCUUGAUGACAUAACCGCAAUUGGACCCAGAACAGUUGGAAGUCCAGAAAACGAAAUUCAUACAGUUAACUACCUCAUAGAACAAAUUAAGGCAAUUGAAGUUGAAAGCACAGAUGCUCACAGGAUUUUUGUAGACAUACAGAGGCCCACAGGCUCCUUCAGCAUUGACUUUUUAGGAGGCUUUACCAGUUAUUAUGCAAACAUAACCAAUAUUGUAGUGAAACUGGAACCCCGAAAUGGAGCUGAACAUGCAGUAUUAUCCAAUUGCCACUUUGAUUCUGUGCCGAAUACUCCAGGUGCCAGUGAUGAUGCUGUCAGCUGCUCAGUGAUGCUUGAAAUACUUAACACUCUCUCAAAAUCAUCAGAGUCCCUGCAGCAUGCUGUCAUAUUCUUAUUUAAUGGUGCAGAAGAAAAUAUUUUGCAGGCUAGUCACGGCUUCAUUACACAACAUGAGUGGGCCAAGUCAAUUAGAGCUUUUAUUAACCUGGAGGCAGCAGGUGUAGGAGGGAAAGAACUUGUUUUUCAAACAGGACCUGAAAAUCCUUGGUUGGUACAAGCAUAUGUAUUUGCAGCUGAACAUCCCUUUGCCUCUGUGGUGGCACAGGAAGUAUUUCAAAGCGGUAUUAUCCCAGCAGAUACAGACUUCCGUAUCUACAGGGACUUUGGCAACGUUCCAGGAAUAGACUUGGCUUUUAUUGAAAAUGGUUACAUUUAUCAUACAGAAUAUGACACAUCAGACAGAAUUUUAACAGAUUCCAUUCAGAGAGCUGGUGAUAACAUUUUAGCUGUCCUAAAAUACCUAGCAACAUCAGAUAGGUUGGCUAAAUCUUUUGAGUAUCGACAUGGAAAUGUUGUCUUCUUUGAUAUACUUGGUCUGCUUGUCCUGGCUUAUCCUGCUCGUGUUGGCACCAUCAUGAACUAUAUAAUAGCAGCAAUUGCUGCUCUUUAUUUAAGCAAAAAAGUAUUACAGCCUAAAACCAGAGCUCUGAAUAACCUGAAGAAAUUCUCUACUGCGUUUGGCCUAACAUUGCUAAGCUGGAUCUCUGCACUGGUAACCGUCUUUAUUGUGGCAGUGUUCAUCUCUCUCAUUGGACGGUCUCUUUCUUGGUAUACCCAUUUCUACGUCUCUGUCUCUCUGUAUGGCACUGCAGCUACAGCUAAGCUCAUUUUUGUGCAUACACUAGCCAAGAAGUUCUUCUACAAGAAUAUGAAUGAGCAGUACCUGGGAGAUGUGUUUUUUGAUGCCUCAUUGAUGGUCUGGUCUAUAGCAUUGGCUAUACUUACUCAGAUAGGCCUUUGUUCAGCAUUCGUUUGUACAUUAUGGGUAGUGUUUCCUUUAAUCACGAAGCUGAUGAUCCAUAACGAAUUCAGACAAAAAGGUGCCACGAUGAGGUUUGUUAUGAUGUACAUGCUGGGAAUGUUUGUUCCGUAUCUAUAUUUGAUGUACCUCAGUUGGACUGUAUUUGAAAUGUUUACCCCUAUCAUGGGACGAAGUGGUUCAGAAAUUCCACCAGAUGUAGUAUUGGCAGGAUUAAUUGUGGCCAUCACUGUGAUUCUGUCAUCCUAUUUCAUUAACUUUGUUUACCUUGUCAAAAGCACAAAAAUGACACUAGUAACUUUAACUACUGUGUUUGUCGUCACUCUGCUGCUGGUUUGUAGUGGAAUCUUCUUUCCUUACAGUUCUGAUUCCAUUAAUCCAAAGCCUAAGCGAGUCUUUCUCCAGCAUACAAGCAGAAGAUUUCAUGAUCUAGAUGGAAACUUGGUUAAAAGUGACUCUGGUAUAUGGAUUAAUGGAUUUGAUUAUAAUGGCAUAUCUCACAUAACUCCCCAUGUACCUGAAAUCAAUGACACCAUUAGGACUCAGUGUGAGGAGCGGGCUCCUUUUUGUGGCCUUCCUUGGAUUCUGCCAGUGCAUUUUAUGUUCCGGAAAAACUGGUAUCUUCCUGUUCCAGAAAUUUUGCCAACAAGCCCUGUUCUCUUUAAAGUUCUGGCCAAAGAGCUAAUGCCUUGGAAUUCCGUGAGGUUAAAUUUUGAAGUAUCUGGUCCCAGUCACAUGUCGCUGUAUAUUCGACCACAUGAAGGGUCAACUCUCUCCACCUGGUCUCUUGGAGACGGAAGGCCAGUUGCUAGCAUAGGAGGAGAUUACUUUGUGUUUUACUCCCAUGGGCUGCAGGCUACAGCAUGGCACUUCUGGAUAGAAUUGACAGCUUCAGAAGAGCACACUGAUGGAAUAGUCUCCCUUGCCAUAGCAGCACAUUAUUUCUUUGGGAAGGAUCAAAAGUCACCUCAACUCUAUGCCUUACUGGAGAGACUUCCAGACUGGGUAUUUUCUUCUGGUUGGUCCUCUACUUAUGACCUUUUUGUCUUUUAAUGUGGCAAUACUGCGAAGAUAAUAGGCUAAUCUCUCUGUCAUAGGAUGCUGCUGUAAUAAACUUUGAAAUUUUGACAAGAUGCCAGAGACUUUCAUGAAAACUUAAAUACAAAUGGUGUUUCUCUGGCAGUUUGACUAUUUAAAGGCUAAAUGGGGCUACUGCUCUCUGGGUUUCUGGGGAAAAUGCAAUGCUCUGUGUUGAUACCAGUACAGUUCAGCUGGUUCUUCCACUGAAGUGGCAGUUUGACUAGCGUGGUUCUUAACAUGAAGACUGCAUUUGAGGAGGUAAUACUAGCAUAAUACAAUAGCAGUUGUAAUGAGAAGGGCCUAAUGAAGAAAUAACUUUGUUACGCUGAAUAUAACAGUACCUCAUACACAUGUGGUUGCAUUUCCAGUCACUGGCAAAUGCACAGUGCAGAAAACUAGAUAUCAUGUAAUAUGGUAAUUCUUCUAGAUUAUCUUUUUCAAAUUUUCUUUCUGUUAAAAAUUUACUGCCUGCCCUUUUGCCUGUGUCUUUAGUGUUGCAACUUGACUAGGUAAGUUUGACCAAACUAUCAUCUUGCACUUGUCCCUGUUGGGAUCUUUGGGUAUCAGCAUAUUAGCAUGUGACUUGAUCUCUUUCAUAUGAGAGUUCUGAGUCACCACUCCUUUGUGUAGAUAUCUUAUAAUUAAUUCUAAAUUUCUGGUUAUACAGCUAAUUCUAAUAAAUAAGCGUAUUUUUGGUAUCUCCUUUGGAGAGACUUUUGGUGGUAUGACAGUAUUGCACUUUUAACACUUUCACAUUUAGCUUUCUUUUUUUCUUCUUCUUCUUCUUUUUUUUUUUUUUUUUUUUUUUUACACUGAAGUUUGCUUUCCAUAAGGAAAAGUAUCAAGAAGUGUUCUUAAAAAGAGUAUCUAAUACCUGUGGAUUAUCUUAUUUCCACAGGAUGGGGCUUACAAAUGAUGUUAAGAGAGUUGGAAUAGCUUCUAAUUUUAAUUGACAAGCCUUGAGGUUUGAAGCCACUUACCUGUUUUUUUAUCCCCAAGGGGUGUGUGUGUGUUUUGCCCCCUCCCCCCCAGCACAAUGUAUUAGCUAACAUAUUAAUGUCUGAAAUUCAAAGAAAUCUCUGUAUCUGAAGAAACUUUAUUGUUUUUUCCAUGCUAACUAUAAAAUAUUCAGUGACAUCAACACCACACUGUAACACAGACUUCAUGUUUUGUUCAUCUCAGGAGCAUUGCCAAGUAACAUGCAAAGCAGCGUUUUGUGCAUGCCUCGUCAUAUCAGAUAAAAAGCAUUAGUACUGGGAAGUCUGCAGGGCAUGUGGAAGAAAUUUUUUGACACUUCUUAAUGUGCUGUAAUCCCUGACAGCAGUUGCAUGAUCAAUAUUUUGCCUUGGCAUUUAAAUCCUUCAAAUUUUUCUGCAGUUGGGUAUGUAAACAGCAUGAAACAGUCUUAUUUGUUGCAAGAUACACUUGCAAAGAUUGUGUGACUGAGUCAUGGACCAGGGUAAGAGGUUUAAUUACUGUAAUUAUACUGAACUGGACAUCAGUCUCCUUAAAUAAAACUAAUGGAUUACACUAAUGUGUGUUAAUUGUCAUUUGGUUGUAUCUGAUUUUAAAGUACAAUAUAUUAUGCAUUCAUUAUUUUUUUUAAAUAAGUCAUUUUUAAAGUCCUUUAAAAGAAGAGUUCAUAACUUAGAUGUUUGAAUCUUAACAAAUAUAUUUUUUGUAUUGCACUGUUGCCUAGCUGAUGCACAGCUACUCAGCUAAAGUUGCACUGAUUUAUUCACUGUCUUCCUCAGUUUUGAUUUCAUUUGGAUUUUUUUCUUCUAAUUUGAAGCUUUAAGGUGUUGCAUGAAGAAUAUGUACUGAGAGCCAAAAAAAUUAAACAUGCCUGUUAGAAAUUUCUGGAACUUCAGCAAAGCAAUAACUCUUGCUAACUCAGGAUUUAUCCUUUAUUAAGUAAUUAAACUGAGGGAUGUCUAGUUUUUUUUGUAUAUUUCUGCCUUUGUAAAUAAAAGUGAAAUUUGAUUAGUGUUCA
Messenger RNA from Dromaius novaehollandiae (emu), 4801 nucleotides. It is a transcript of the gene ERMP1, whose product is annotated as endoplasmic reticulum metallopeptidase 1. Bases 106 to 2781 code for a protein of 891 amino acids. The record is from RefSeq and is a predicted model, not a curated record. NCBI's taxonomy places the organism in Eukaryota, Metazoa, Chordata, Aves, Casuariiformes, Dromaiidae. Gene Ontology annotation, molecular function: metalloexopeptidase activity. The transcript has 15 exons. Gene Ontology annotation, biological process: proteolysis.